Messenger RNA from Rosa chinensis, 1290 nucleotides. RefSeq lists its product as uncharacterized. Lineage: Eukaryota; Viridiplantae; Streptophyta; Magnoliopsida; Rosales; Rosaceae. The record is from RefSeq and is a predicted model, not a curated record. The transcript has 5 exons. The coding region runs from base 1 to 1290 and encodes 429 amino acids.
AUGACUAUAACUGCUAAGUCCAACAAAGCUGUGUCAUCAACCACGUCAACGAACAAGUCUGUUUGCAGUAAGACCAAGAAGUCUGAGGAGGAUGAUGAUGAAAACAGAACUGGUGGAUUGAAGUUGCUGAAGCGAGGAAUGGAAAUACGUGAAGCCCAAAUUGCAAAGCGAAAGGAGAAUAAAUAUCCUCAUCGUAUGUCACGCAAAGGUUAUGCAAAUUUAAUGGAAGAACUGUCUGAAAGUGUCCCUUUAGAAGAACUUGAUAGAACUACAAUGUGGAUCAAGGCUCGGCAAGAUAGGAAUGGCAACUUCAAACAGCCUGAGGUAGAGAAGAAAGCCGAAAAAAUUGAACAUUUAAGGAAAAGGGAGGCUGAAGGGGAAAUUGCCACAUCUGGGUCUGAUGAUGUGCUCACUCUUGCAUUGGGGAAUCCGGAGCAUAGAGGUAGGGUUAGAGAUGUUGGUGGCAAUGUCAAGCCCGAUUUAUAUUUCAACUUGCCAAAACGGCAAAAGAUGACUUUUGAACAGAGGACUAGGUUAUCGCUGAAGAAGAUACUAGAGGAGGAGAAGGAAGUUUUGUUAGCUAAGGAAAGAACUGCAUGGGAGGAGGAGAGGGAUAGAAAACUUGCUGAGGAGAGAGCUUAUUGGACUGAGAAGAUUGCGAAGCUGGAAGAGAAGGUCGAUGGGAAGGAGCUGCCUGUUGAGUCCCCCAAACCUGUCACAGUAGUUAAUGACCUUGGUUCAGGACAAGGGAGUUGUUCUCGCCAAGGGGAGAAGGCUGCACAUGAUAAUAUUGAAGCUGAGGUGAAGGGUGUGAAGAAGAAGUUGGUUUUAAGAGAUGAAGUGAGCAUCGAGGUUGAAGAGGAAAUUGUGCAGCCCAGUGAUGAGAGGGUACGGUUAAACCCGAUAUUGGAAGAGGAGGUUAGAGAAGAUGUCAUUGUACUAGAGGCACCAGUACAUGGUGAAGAGGAACAAGUAGGUGAGACCAAGUAUAAACUGGCCAUUGACACGGUGGAAAACAUUGUGGCUAUUGGAACUGUCAUCAGUGUCGACCUUGAGACCAAACAGCAAACAAUCCAUGGUGUUCCACUUGGAGAGGAGAAUUUGCGUGUCUCUAUCACAGAAACUGUUGUUCCUGAAGCUUUGCUGCCAUUUCCCAUAAAAGAUGAGAUAGUGAAGGUCAAGGAUGCCAUUGGGACUUGUGUCGCUUGGCCGAGGAACCUUGUUAUUGCCCCUGCACCUGGUGGGAAGGUAACUCGAUCAAUUUCUUUGUGUUUACUUCUGCAUAUGUGA